This is a messenger RNA of Alternaria alternata, 1366 nucleotides long. RefSeq names its product phytanoyl-CoA dioxygenase family protein. Lineage: Eukaryota; Fungi; Ascomycota; Dothideomycetes; Pleosporales; Pleosporaceae. The record is from RefSeq and is a predicted model, not a curated record. The transcript is spliced from 3 exons. Bases 153 to 1124 code for a protein of 323 amino acids.
GCACACGGCGGCGGCGGCUUGCUAGUUCACGGCCACCUCCGAAGCUUCCUGACGGCCUGAACACGACGGCAGAAUAACAGUCAUUCUUGCGCAAUCGACAUUUGGGAGCUUUACAAGCCAUCGCGUACUGACCCUCCCAACUUCACCCGAACAUGACUGUGCGCACCGCAGAAGGGCUCACGCCCGAACAACUAACCUUUUUCAACGAGAAUGGUUAUCUACUGAUACCUGAUGCGCUGUCGCAAGACACGGUCAAGCAGUUGCUGGAAGACACAAACAAUAUGCUAAACGACUUUUCACUCGAUGACCAUCCCAUGACCAAGUUCUCGACUGGCGGCGACGACGGCGCGGACCACGUUGGAGACAGCUACUUCCUGGAGUCCGGUGACAAGGUACGGUUCUUCUUCGAAGAGGAUGCCUUCGACAAGUCUGGCUCACUGACCAAACCUAAACACCGCGCCAUUAACAAGAUCGGCCACUACCUCCACGAGCUCUCGCCUUCGUUCCGCAGCAUGUCCCUUUCCGCCCGCAAUGCCGCCAUUGCGUCCUCGCUCGGGUUCCGCGAUCCCCGUGUUUUGCAAUCUAUGGUUAUCUGCAAGCAGCCUGAGAUAGGCGGUGCAGUGCCGCCACACCAAGAUAGUACCUUUUUGUAUACGGACCCGCCGAGCGCAGUUGGCUGGUGGUAUGCACUCGAGGAUGCGACACAGGAGAACGGGUGCCUAAGCUUCGCUGCUGGGAGUCAUAAACGUGCUGCUAUUGACAAGAGAUUCGUCAGGACGGGCAAUGGUACUGGCUUCAUUGACAAUGAGGGUGCCAAGUUUCCAAAGAGUAUAAAGCACCAGACAAACGCUGAGAAGGAGUACGAGAUGGUCGAGAAGGAGGAGAGGUACGACAUGGGUGAGGUCAAGGCUGGCACUCUUGUCCUUAUCCAUGGCAACAUCCUGCACAAGAGCGAGAAGAACACCAGCAACAAAAGCCGGAAUAUUUACACGUUCCAUGUGAUUGAGGGCGAGGAGAGGUAUGACGAGAGGAAUUGGCUGCAACCGCCUGAGCAAGGAUUCUCAAGGCUAUUUCAGGAAAAGGCCGCGACGGACGCAGAAAACAGACUUGCGAAGGACUGGUAGCUGGUCUGUAGCAAUAUUGAUAGACAUUUCACGAUUUGCUCUGGACGCACAACGCGAUACCACCAAGUACAAAGGCCAUGCCAAUCCAUGUGUCUCUGCUAAUGACCUUCUUCUCUGCCCACCACUCCCCUAGUACGGUGAACAGAAAGGCGAGCGAGUUCGUGAUUGGCACCGUGAGGCUCAACUCCGCCUUACCAAUCAAUAUAAAGAACCAUACACUGCCAGUGACGUUCAAUAAGAGC